Molecule: messenger RNA, 1097 nt
Organism: Vidua chalybeata
Lineage: Eukaryota; Metazoa; Chordata; Aves; Passeriformes; Viduidae
Gene: MPV17
Product: mitochondrial inner membrane protein MPV17
Exons: 7
Coding region: 61-594 (177 amino acids)
Cellular component (GO): cytoplasm; membrane
Source: RefSeq, a predicted model, not a curated record
CUCGGUCGCGACACGGCAUCGCGCCGCGACACGCGUCACCGCGCCGCGACGCGCGGGACCAUGGCGGCGCUGUGGAGGGGCUGCGGGCGGCUGCUGGCGCGGCGGCCCGGGGCGGCGCAGGCGCUCACAGCCGGGGCCCUCAUGGGAGCUGGGGAUGUGAUUGCACAGCAGCUGGUGGAGCAGCGGGGGCUGCACGGGCACCACUGCCCCCGCACCCUGAAAAUGAUGGCCAUUGGCCUCUGCUUUGUGGGCCCUGUUGUGGGCAGCUGGUACAGGAUCCUGGAUUGGCUCAUCCCAGGGAAUACAAAAGUUGUGGCUGUGAAGAAGGUGAUCCUGGACCAGGGGGGUUUCGCUCCGUGCUUCCUUGGCUGCUUCCUGGCUGUCACAGGGGCCACGAACGGGCUGUCGGUGCAGGAGAACUGGUCCAAGAUCCAGCAGGACUACAUGGAUGCCCUGAUGACCAAUUACUGUAUCUGGCCGCCCGUGCAAAUUGCGAACUUCUACUUUGUGCCUCUGCAGCACAGGCUGGCUGUUGUCCAGUGUGUUGCCAUCGUCUGGAACUGCUACCUGUCCUGGAAAGCGAAUCGGAUGUGAGGCACGAGCCGUGUCCCGUGCCUGUGCCCAGCCUGUGCGCUCCUGACCCCACCACAGCUCAGAGCCCUGGCCGUGGGCACGCGUGGCCGCGGGCUGACUGGGACACACAGGGUCCUGCAGCAGCCAUCCCGCUCUUUUCUCAGGGGAAUGCCAUCCCCUAUGGCCACAGCCCCCACUGCCCCAGGGAGAAGAUGGUGCCAGGACAGGCCUGGAUCUGCUCUAGCCAUGCUGUGCAGCAACUCUGCCCACGAUGCUCUCUGUCUGUGCUCAGCCAUUUCCGAGCCCUGCACACAGGGUGCUCCUGCCCUGAGCAUCACUCUGACCUUCCCCAUGGCACAUCCCAAGGGAAAAGAGGAGUGGAAAUGGAGCAGGGCUGGCCCUGGGCUGGCUGUGCCAUGGGCACAGAGCUGGGGUCACUGCAGGCUGGGGAUGCUCUCCCCGAAAACAGGGUUUGCUGUGGCUCUGCUGUGGACAGUCAAAGCAUCAAUAAACAGUGGUCUUCA